This is a messenger RNA of Marasmius oreades (fairy-ring Marasmius), 1257 nucleotides long. RefSeq lists its product as uncharacterized. NCBI's taxonomy places the organism in Eukaryota, Fungi, Basidiomycota, Agaricomycetes, Agaricales, Marasmiaceae. The transcript is spliced from 2 exons. The coding region runs from base 1 to 1257 and encodes 418 amino acids. The record is from RefSeq and is a predicted model, not a curated record.
AUGAUUAAGCUCCCUGGUGACGAAGAGCAACUGCUGGAACCGUUGGGAAAUUCCGUUGAAUUCUCGGAGACCUCAGCAGGUAUUUCAGCCUUAGUCCCAGAGGAUCCACCUCCCUUAUUCGAGCCCUAUUCUGCCGAUUACUUCAUCGACAACACCGGCAAUGUUGUUAGCCAUGACCUUCAUCUCAACACCGAUGGAGAGGCUCUCUACCGUUUUCUUCUCUCUCAAUCUACCACUCGACCCUCACUCCUCCUUCACUGUAAAGGUUCUCACCAGGAAACACGUUACCGAACUGUUACCUCGAGGCGCUCCGAUGGGCACAGUCACCACCGAACGGAGUCGUACACGGAAACUGUCACAGAUUUUGACCUUAUUAUCGACCUCUCAAACGUUCUCCUUUCGCUGCAGGGAGCAGAACCUGCGCAUUGGUCAUGUUCAGAUACAGAACCUGCCUACCGAGGGCGAAUGUAUCGUGAAAUCGAACAACACGCUGGGAAGCGCCGCUCCAGGAGAGCAGAAAACAAAGCCUUCGACAAGUGGACCAGAUAUCGUGAAAAUAGCGGUCUUCCUCCGUGGGUUUCUGAUUCCCCACAAGGUCCGCAUGUUGAUCCCUUACUCCCAUCCAACGCACUGAAGUCUUCCAAAACCGUGAGGCAAUGGGCAGAUGAGUACUGCGCUUCACCGAAACAUCUGAAAGAGUUCACAUAUCGCAAAGUGAUAUAUGGUUGGGACAUGAACCUCAUACACCUACGUGUCAACAAUAUCAUCACCUCGGCUGUAGGACCCCUUUAUAGAGGCACCAUCGAGGUAGACUUCGAGCAUCGAAACAAUAAGAUCUAUAUCAGACCUGACAACCAGCUUUCUCGCAUCCUCUCGAAUGUUUGGUUCAAAAUACUGCUUUGGAUACUUCUCAUUUAUCCAUUCAUCUGGCUCUACAAACGUUUUCACUACCAGGGUGGCGGGAGAUGGGAGGUUUGCGGGGGUGCGUAUCCUAUCACUCGAUACAUUCCCCUUGAAAGCCUACAACAAUCUUCGGGGAAACAACCAGAGCAACCUCCUCCAGACUACAAUGAUACGGCCACCUCAUCCUCGACCGAUGAUGAGAGAAUUAAGACAUCCUCAGAUGGUAGAAGAUUUGUGCGCCAGGGUGUCACGGAGAAGCAAUGGUUGACCAAAUGGGAGUCGUCUAUCAACCAGGCUGUACGAACAGGACACCAGUCGUCAAUCCCUCUUGCAGAACCCAUCUCACAGUAUUAA